Trichosurus vulpecula (common brushtail) is the source of this 4135-nucleotide messenger RNA. RefSeq names its product calcium voltage-gated channel auxiliary subunit alpha2delta 2 (gene CACNA2D2). Lineage: Eukaryota; Metazoa; Chordata; Mammalia; Diprotodontia; Phalangeridae. Gene Ontology annotation, cellular component: voltage-gated calcium channel complex. Gene Ontology annotation, molecular function: voltage-gated calcium channel activity. The record is from RefSeq and is a predicted model, not a curated record.
GUGCCCGGCGCCCUCGGCUACAGCUUCCCCCAGCAGCACACAAUGCAGUACUGGUCUCGAAGGCUGGAACAAGAGAUUGAUGGAGUGAUGAGGAUCUUUGGAGGGGUCAAGCAGCUCAGAGAGAUCUACAAGGACAACAGAAACCUGUUUGAGAUCGAGGAAAAUGUCCCCCAGAAACUUGUGGAGAAGGUGGCAGGAGAUAUUGAGAGCCUGCUGGCCAAGAAGGUCCGGGCUCUGAAGGAGGACCCCGAGGGUGAGGAGUUUGAGAGGGAAAAGCCCAGUACCCUGCAGCUGGACUUCGUUGAGGACCCAAACUUUAAAAACAAGGUCAACUACUCAUACACGGCUGUCCAGAUCCCUACGGACAUCUACAAAGGCUCCACAGUGAUCCUGAAUGAACUCAACUGGACAGAAGCCCUGGAAGAUGUAUUUGUAGAGAACCGGAAGGAGGACCCAUCGCUGCUGUGGCAGGUUUUUGGCAGUGCUACAGGGGUUACCCGAUAUUACCCAGCUACACCUUGGAGAGCACCAAAAAAGAUUGACCUGUACGAUGUUCGCCGGAGACCCUGGUACAUCCAAGGAGCUUCCUCUCCUAAGGACAUGGUCAUCAUCGUGGAUGUAAGUGGCAGUGUGAGCGGCCUGACACUGAGGCUGAUGAAGACAUCUGUCUGCGAGAUGCUGGACACCUUAUCUGAUGAUGACUACGUCAAUGUGGCCUCGUUCAAUGAGAAGGCCCAGCCUGUGUCCUGCUUCAACCACCUGGUUCAGGCCAAUGUGCGGAACAAAAAGGUUUUCAAGGAAGCUGUGCAGAACAUGGUGGCAAAAGGCACCACAGGUUACAAGGCUGGCUUUGAAUAUGCCUUUGACCAGCUCCAGAAUUCCAACAUCACCCGAGCUAACUGCAACAAAAUGAUCAUGAUGUUCACCGAUGGAGGAGAGGAUAGAGUGCAGGAUGUGUUUGAGAAGUACAACUGGCCCAACAGGACGGUUCGGGUAUUCACCUUUUCUGUCGGACAACACAACUAUGAUGUCACUCCCCUGCAGUGGAUGGCCUGUGCCAAUAAAGGUUACUAUUUUGAGAUCCCCUCCAUUGGGGCUAUCCGAAUCAACACACAGGAGUACCUGGAUGUUCUGGGCAGGCCAAUGGUCCUCGCAGGCAAUGAGGCCAAGCAGGUGCAGUGGACCAAUGUGUAUGAAGAUGCUCUGGGCCUGGGGUUAGUCGUAACUGGAACCCUCCCUGUGUUCAACCUGACCCAGGAUGGCAGUGGGGAGAGGAAGAACCAGCUAAUCCUGGGUGUGAUGGGCAUCGAUGUGGCUCUGAAUGAUAUCAAGAAGCUGACGCCAAAUUACACGCUUGGCGCAAAUGGUUACGUAUUCUCCAUUGACCUCAAUGGCUAUGUCCUUCUCCACCCUAACCUGAAGCCCCAGAUCACCAAUUUCCGUGAGCCGGUGACUUUGGACUUCCUUGACGCUGAACUAGAAGAUGAAAACAAGGAGGAGAUCCGAAAGAGCAUGAUUGAUGGGAAAAGGGGGCACAAACAAAUCAAGACUCUCAUCAAAUCCCUAGAUGAGAGGUACAUUGAUGAAGUAAUUCGAAACUAUACCUGGGUCCCGAUCAAAAGUACCAACUACAGCCUUGGGCUGGUCUUGCCCCCUUACAGCACGUUCUAUCUACAAGCCAACCUCAGUGACCAGAUCCUGCAGGUCAAGUAUUUUGAGUUCCUGCUCCCAAACAGCUUUGAAUCUGAAGGACAUGUUUUCAUUGCUCCCAGAGAGUACUGCAAGGACCUGAACGCCUCGGACAACAACACGGAAUUUCUCAAGAACUUUAUUGAGCUCAUGGAGAAGGUGACUCCAGACUCCAAGCAGUGUAAUAACUUCCUCCUCCACAACCUGAUUCUGGACACUGGCAUCACACAGCAACUGGUGGAGAAGGUGUGGAAGGACCAGGACCUCAACACGUACAGCCUCCUUGCUGUGUUUGCUGCUACUGAUGGGGGCAUCACCCGGGUUUUCCCCAACAAGGCAGCCGAAGACUGGGAUGAGAACCCUGAGCCCUUCAAUGCCAGCUUCUACCGGCGUAGUCUGGACAACCAGGGCUACAUCUUCAAACCUCCAUAUCAUGAUUCUCUCCUUAGACCUCUAGAAUUGGAAAACAACACCGUGGGCAUCCUGGUGAGCACAGCUGUGGAGCUCACCCUUGGGGGAAGGACACUAAAACCUGCAGUUGUGGGAGUGAAGUUGGACCUGGAAGCCUGGGCUGAGAAGUUCAAGGUGUUGGCCAGUAACCGAACAGACCGGGACCAACCACAGAAGUGUGGCCCCAACAGCCACUGUGAGAUGGACUGUGAUGUGAACAAUGAGGAUCUGCUCUGUGUUCUCAUUGAUGAUGGUGGAUUCUUGGUACUCUCCAACCAGUACAAUCAGUGGGACCAGGUGGGCAAGUUCUUCAGCGAAGUGGAUGCCAACCUCAUGCUAGCACUCUAUAAUAAUUCCUUCUUCACUCGCAAAGAGUCCUUUGACUACCAAGCUGUAUGCACCCCCCGGGCUCAGAGCAACACAGGCGCUGCCCCCCGAGGGGUCUUCGUACCUACCAUUGCUGACUUCCUCAACCUGGCCUGGUGGACUUCAGCGGCAGCCUGGUCCUUGCUCCAGCAGCUUCUCUAUGGACUCACCUAUCAUAGCUGGUUCCAAGCAGAAGAUGCAGCAGCUGAGGGCUCGGAGACCAGGGAGACCAGCUGCAUCAUGAAACAGACCCAGUAUUACUUCAGCACCACCAAUGCCUCCUACAACAGCAUCAUAGACUGCGGGAACUGCUCCAGGCUGUUCCAUGCCCAGAGAUUGGCCAACACCAACCUGCUCUUUGUCGUGGCUGAGAAGCCUCUGUGCAGCCAGUGUGAAUCAGGCAAACUUCUACAAGCAGAGAGGCGCUCUGAUGGGCCGGAGCAGUGUGAGCUGGUACAGAAGCCACGAUAUCGGAAAGGACCUCACAUCUGCUUUGACUAUAACGCAACGGAAGAUACCUCAGACUGUGGUCGAGGAGCCUCCUUCAGAGCAUCCCUGGGCAUCCUGGUGUCCCUGCAGCUGCUGCUCCUCCUGGGCCUGUCACCCCUGCCCCUGCCCUGGCCUCACCACCUCUGAACACCACCCCCCGGAGUCCCAGCCCUUUCACCUUAGCAACGCUUCCCUUCUUGUGCCCACCACCCACAGCCUGUGGGAGAGUGGAUACUCCGGACUGUGGGUCCUGGGAUGUGUCCUCCUGUAGGCCCCACAGCCUCUGAGACCCCAAUGCCAUGUCUAACUGUUUUGCUGUCAAAAGAUCACCCCAGCCCAACACCUGCCACCCCACCACCACUCUCACUCCAGGCACUGUGUAUGCUGCUGCCAAAGGCACGUGCUGUCCCAAGCAUGAGCUGGCCUUGGGCUUCGCUGGGCUGAGCUGGCCUGGGCUGGGGGGAGUAUCAACCCUCACAGUUGCCACACUCACACUCCAUCCCCUGGAGUUCACUCAGACUUACUGAUUCUAACAAAGGCUGGGCCCAAGAUUCCUAUGGCCUCAGUACCCCAGAUGUCUCCUUUUACCUCUGAGGAUCUAGAUACCCCAGAAAAUGACUAGGGAACAGGGACUAGGAGGUUCAACUCUGGUGGGGUAAGGGAUUUGAGGAAGCUACCUGGCACAAGCCAGUCACCAUGUGAGCUCAGCCCUCAAUCUCCCCAUACACACACACACACACACACACACACACACACACACACACACACACACACACCCCUUCAUUCCUGGACCUCAUUGCAUAGGCUACCCAAGAGAAAGGAAGGGGCCCUGCCAGGGACAUAGCCAAGACCAAGUUCAGAUCUAGGCAGUGCACCUACCAACCAGGGUGGAUGCUGGGGUCUACCCAAGAUACAUGCCAGCCCCCAGCCCUUAAGUCCCUGCCAGGCAGCUUAGCUUCCCUGAUUGGAGUGCCGGGUUCCAAAGACAACCCUGACCACUGAACCUAAAGCCUGGCUAGAGUACACACACACACACACACACACACACACACACACACUGUAUCAGAGCUGGAAGAGACCUCAGACCUCAGAGGUCAUCUAGCCCAAUUGGUACCUGAGACAUGUGUACACACAGACACAC